AUGCUUUCCUUCCAAGGGUUAGCGGAGUUGGCUCAUCGUGAGUAUCAGGCAGGAGACUUUGAAGCAGCAGAGAGACACUGCAUGCAGCUUUGGAGACAAGAGCCUGACAAUACUGGUGUGCUUUUGUUACUGUCGUCCAUUCACUUCCAGUGUCGCAGGUUGGACAGGUCUGCUCACUUCAGUACUUUGGCUAUUAAACAGAAUCCACUGUUGGCUGAAGCUUACUCAAAUCUAGGCAAUGUGUACAAGGAGCGUGGACAGCUCCAAGAAGCCAUUGAACAUUAUAGACAUGCGCUACGCCUCAAGCCAGAUUUCAUCGAUGGAUAUAUUAAUUUGGCUGCUGCCCUGGUAGCUGCAGGUGAUAUGGAAGGAGCAGUACAGGCAUAUGUGUCUGCCCUUCAGUACAACCCUGACUUGUACUGUGUUCGUAGUGACCUGGGGAACCUGCUGAAAGCCCUGGGUCGCUUGGAAGAAGCCAAGGCCUGUUACUUAAAAGCAAUUGAGACUCAACCAAACUUUGCAGUGGCUUGGAGUAAUCUUGGCUGUGUUUUCAAUGCCCAAGGAGAAAUUUGGCUUGCAAUUCACCACUUUGAAAAGGCUGUAACACUUGACCCAAAUUUUUUGGAUGCUUACAUCAAUCUUGGAAAUGUCCUGAAGGAGGCAAGGAUAUUUGACAGAGCUGUAGCAGCUUAUCUACGAGCCUUGAGUUUGAGUCCAAAUCACGCAGUUGUUCAUGGCAACCUUGCUUGUGUGUAUUAUGAGCAAGGACUAAUAGACCUAGCAAUAGACACCUACAGGAGGGCUAUUGAACUACAACCCCACUUUCCUGACGCCUAUUGUAACUUGGCCAACGCCUUGAAGGAGAAAGGCAGUGUGGUAGAAGCAGAAGAAUGCUACAAUACAGCUCUUCGACUUUGCCCCACGCAUGCAGAUUCUCUCAACAAUCUAGCAAACAUCAAGCGAGAGCAGGGGAACAUCGAGGAAGCCGUGCGCCUUUAUCGGAAGGCUCUUGAGGUGUUUCCAGAGUUUGCUGCGGCACAUUCAAAUUUAGCAAGUGUUCUGCAACAGCAAGGAAAGUUACAGGAAGCUCUGAUGCAUUACAAAGAGGCUAUCAGAAUCAGCCCCACAUUUGCAGAUGCUUAUUCUAAUAUGGGAAAUACUUUGAAGGAGAUGCAGGAUGUUCAAGGAGCUCUACAGUGCUACACUCGUGCCAUUCAGAUAAACCCAGCUUUUGCUGAUGCCCACAGCAACUUGGCCUCUAUUCACAAGGAUUCAGGGAAUAUACCAGAAGCCAUUGCCUCUUACCGCACUGCUCUGAAACUGAAACCGGAUUUCCCAGAUGCCUAUUGCAAUCUAGCCCACUGUUUGCAGAUUGUCUGUGACUGGACAGACUAUGAUGAAAGAAUGAAGAAGCUGGUUAGCAUUGUAGCUGAUCAGCUGGAGAAGAACAGACUGCCUUCUGUCCACCCACAUCAUAGCAUGCUGUAUCCCCUUUCUCACAGUUUUAGGAAGGCUAUUGCUGAGAGACAUGGAAACCUGUGUUUGGACAAGGUAGGAAGUUUUAUACAUGCCAGUU
Merops nubicus (carmine bee-eater) is the source of this 1576-nucleotide messenger RNA. Its product is annotated as UDP-N-acetylglucosamine--peptide N-acetylglucosaminyltransferase 110 kDa subunit. Gene Ontology annotation, biological process: protein O-linked glycosylation. The record is from RefSeq and is a predicted model, not a curated record. Gene Ontology annotation, molecular function: protein binding; protein N-acetylglucosaminyltransferase activity. The annotation marks the transcript as partial. The transcript is spliced from 11 exons. NCBI's taxonomy places the organism in Eukaryota, Metazoa, Chordata, Aves, Coraciiformes, Meropidae.